Molecule: messenger RNA, 475 nt
Organism: Cynara cardunculus var. scolymus (artichoke)
Lineage: Eukaryota; Viridiplantae; Streptophyta; Magnoliopsida; Asterales; Asteraceae
Product: aspartyl protease AED3-like
Exons: 1
Biological process (GO): proteolysis
Molecular function (GO): aspartic-type endopeptidase activity
Source: RefSeq, a predicted model, not a curated record
GUACAAAGUUCAAAUUGUCUCGGGACAACGUGCUCUUUGAACAUGACGUACGGAAACUCGGUCAUCGAGGCUAACUUGGCACAGGAUAACCUGACCCUAGCCACGGACUCGGUCGUUGGCUACCCUUUCAGCUGCAUUAAAAAAGCCACGGGGGGUUCAUUCCCGCCACAAGGCGUUUUAGGCCUCGGUCGUGGUCCGUUAUCUUUUGUAUCCCAAUCUCAGACCCUGUACAAGUCCACCUUCUCUUACUGUCUUCCUAGUUUUAAGUCUUCCAAUUUUUCUGGAACCCUGAGAUUAGGUACAAACGGGCAACCGAUUAACAUGAAAUACACACCGUUGCUCGUAAACCCUCGAAGAACCUCGCUUUACUAUGUGAACCUUAUCGGAAUCAGAGUCGGCUCGAAGGUCGUCAACAUCCCCCCGAGUGCAUUAGCUUUUAACCCAAACACUGGUGGUGGCACCAUCAUCGAUUCAG